ACUGUACUUAAAAACGCUAUACCCUGGUUUCAGAACUCAUACCGGUAUUUAGAUAAUCCAUAACUUGCCAUAACAAACAUCAAUGGCUGCUUCUUGUUGUCAACCUGUUGUUGUUCCUGCAAAUUAUGAUCCAGUCUUCAAAGGUCGGAUUACGACCAUAAAUUUAUAUCCUUAUCAAGUUGUUUUUUUAAUCUCUCUUUUGAUCGUUAUACUAUGAGCCUAUGGGUUAGUAGGCUGCCGUAGUUAUUUCUUAAAAACUUGAGUUGAACUUGAAGUGAUAAAAAGUUUAAAUUCAAAAAGUAAUUAAGUAAUAUUAAUAUCAAUAUUUACUUAUUACUUAGACUUAGGCUACUAUAAACCAAAACAAAAAAUGAAUAAAGAGUAGAGUUUUAUUCACUGAUUAGACUUAUUUAUAUAUCAAGAAAAAUUCAACGUCAACAUUUUAAUUAAAUGAUGUAAAUGCUAACUACUAAAAAUGUUGUCUUAUUCAUACUUCACUUCAUAGCUUAUUUAUUUAGUAUUUGAUAUUGAUAUAAUAUGAUAUGUCAUUAUGAUUAUGUCCAUACUUGACACUUUGUCUGACUUUGUCUAACACUAACACUAACGGCCAACGAUAAGUAACUAUUACUAUUACUAUUACUAUUAUUAACUUUAAAUUAUAAACAUACUCUAACUUUUUAAAUUUAAAUAUCUAAAUUUAAAAUUAAAUUUCAUUAAUUUUUACUUGAGACUUCUGUACAAUGACAGUCCUGUACAGUACAGAGGUAUAGUUACUAACUAAUAGUAUUAUAUUAUACUGACUACAUUCUUGAACUUGAUGCGUGCAGUUGCAUCUAUUGAAUUGGACUAUUGACUAUUGGCACAUUGGUCAAUCACAGAAUUUGUUUUUUUAAUUAUUCAAUUUUAAUAUUGUUGUGACAUAUCUCUAUUGUUAUGACUUUAUAAAUAUUAUUGUGACUCAUUUAUAUAAGUUUGAUAUAUCUAGUUGAUGUUCUUCAUCAUGCCCCUCUUCAAGAGCGCCUCACUUCAGCAUCAGACAUUCAUUUAGAUGUGAUGGUGCUUAGUUUUCAACUAGACACUUUGUGCAAGCAAAGCCUCUAUACUGUAAGUAAGCUUUAAAUUUCAAUUAGUAACAAUGAUCAUGAGUGUAAAAUAAUUUAAAUGUAUAAAUGCAAUUUCUUUUUUUUUUUAAAUUUUUUUACCAUUUACUUUAUCAUUUGAUAUUUAUGAUGAGGUUAAUUUAAAUUCAGUCAGCAACAGAAAAAUUUCAACAAUAAAUCUUAAUGAAUUCAAAAUCCUUGUGUCUUUAUUCUAAACAAUAUUAUCAAUUAUAUAUCAUUUGAGCUUGACAUUUACGAUGUCCACAAAUUUAGAUUAAAUAGGAAAAACAGAGCUAAGACAACAAAAAAAAUGGCCUGUUAGCGUAAUUUAAUUUUUUCUAAUAGAGGAACCAUGUGUCAUAUGAUAUGAGGGAAUGUUUACUUAAAGUACCGUACUGCCAUACUGAUAUGUGUAAUUUAAUCUCUUUGGAUGGCAUCCAUUAGCAUAAACCAGAGGACAAGAAAUCAAGUACUCUUCGCAACAGUCAAGGUCAGUGGUAGCCAUUCUUUGGAAUAUUUCUGUUCUGUGCCAGUGUUUCUCAAACUUUUUUUUUUUUUGUUUUUUUUUUGUGGAUUUUCACCCUUAGGAGAUCGAUGAAUUCUCUCCCCCUUUCCCUUAACAGCACAGCAAAAUAGUAUGACAGAAACAACUACCAUACAAUAACUAAAUACCUAAAGACAGGAAUGCACCAGUAACAUCCUAUUCCUAAAAUCUUCCUAAUGUUGCCAAAAAAAAAAAAAAAAAAAAAAAAAAAUGUACCUGGUAUUUAUUCUCCUCCUAAAACACUCCGCUAUGGCACAUGGUGUGGGGGUUUGGCUUUUGCUUAAUUUGCAAAACAUGAUUUUAAAUAAUAUUCUUAACUCAUUCCAUCCUGCUGGGUGGCACAUUCCUGAACAAAGGGAGGUUACACAAUUGGUAAAUUGAUUAAGUUUUAUAAAUAUUUUUUUAAGCCACUGAAUCUUAAUUAAUUUUUAAUAAAUAAAGGACAAAUGCAUCCAGAAAUUAAUUAAGAUUAAGAUAAAUAUAACAUUUAAGGACAGAGAAAAACCAACAAAAAAACAAUGAGCAAAAAGUAGAUUUUUGACACCUCUGACCAACACAUGCUAGAUAUAGACGAUCAGUACUCAGACUCAAAACUAAAAUUCUCUACAUGUUCUUUAUACUCCUAACAUUAUUAAUCAUUUUCACCCCAUAUCAAUUAAUCAAGUUAGCUCUUAAAAUAAUGUAAAUUAACACUAGCUAGAAAUAGUUUCGUAAAAUCUACAAGUAUGUUACAUUAGGGCACAUUUCCUUGUGUAGGCUUGCAAUAACUCAUAUACUGAAAUAAAACUUAUUUCUACAGCCAAUAUGGUGUUCGGCAAUCUCCAACAGGCAUUAUUUAAACUCUACAAGUCCAGCAAAAUGAAUAGUUCAGAGGUCAGUUCUGUUGUUCUUUAUUUCAUGCUUAACAUGUUGAAUUUGCUGUCUUUCCAGGUGAAAAUGUUGUUUUAACCCCUAUUUUGUUAUUUUAUGACACAAGUGUCAUUGACGAAACCCUUAAAUAUCUUAUUUACCCUCAUUCUGUGUUAGAUAAUGUUUAAUAAUAAUGUUUUCUCGUAUUAAGAUUUUCCCCCGUGAGUCUGGUCUGAAUCAGCUGUUUCCUCGUGUGGCAGCUUACAUGGCGGGACACGAUGAUACACUGAACAAACACGGAACAACUGAUGUAGAUGGUACAUUUUUUUUUGGGUUUACAUUUGUCUAUCUUUUGUUGAGAUAAGAUUAAUUAAACUACUAGAAAAGAGCACUUGGAAAUUUUCAUUUUGUCACUGGGGAUUUUAUGUAUUAUUUGUUUUCAUCUAGCUUGUGAGGGUUGCAAGUGUAAACAAAGUUAUAAUUAUAUUUAAAUACAUUAAACAAGACAAUAAAAAUAUAAUUUAGGAAGUGCUUUGAUAAACCAAUGCAUAGAAUAACAAUUAUGACAUAAUUUCCAGAUUACCUGUCACAGCUGACAGCCAUGCAUCAUGUCCUUUCCAUGUCCAGACAAAUUCAGAAUGAUGUGACCCAUCAGGUCAAACCCAAGUACCUAGCACAUCAGCUGGCUGUAUUAUAUGUAAGUUUAGUAUAUGUUUGUUGGUCUGCCAAAAUUGACAAGGGCUAUCUGAUCAUCCGGUAAGGUGUGGGGUGGGUCACUGUGAGAUCAUAGGUGGCUAGCUAGUCUGAUGCCUGCUUGGGAUAGUCUUUGGCACCGCGGGGAGGGGAUAGUUGCUGUGGUCGGUGGGCUUAGGUUGAUUUUUCAGGCUAGCCUGCAUGUCUCAGCUGUCGCUAUCUUUCUGGCUUCAUGAGAUUGAGCCCCCUUCUUGACAGCAGAUCUCCACUUGGCUCUGUCUUGGGCUGUCUGAAACCAUUCAGAGUUGAUGCUGAAAGUAUUUAGUGCUGCUUUCAUUGUGUCUUUGGAUCAUUUUCUUUGACCUCCUUGGGAGUACUUGCCUAAUGUGAGUUCACCGAAGAAUAGCUGUUUAGGGAGCCGGUUGUCUUCCAUACGGGCUAUGUAUUCCGUCCAACGGAGUUGAGACUGCAUCAGGGUGGUGAAGAUGCUAGGUUGGUUUGCUCUAGCAAGGACCUCCGUGUCAAUCACUUUGUUUUGCCACCUGAGGAGUUUCCUAAGGCGGGUUAUGUGAAAGUGGUUUAGUUUCUUGGCGUGACGCUGGUAGACUGUCCACGUUUCACAUCCAUAGAGCAAUGUCGAGAGGACUGCUGCUUCGUUUCGCGUCUGAUACCUCUUCUGUCUCAAACAGUGCUGUAGAGUCUGCCAAAUAUUGCACUUGCUAUUGCGAGUCUGGCAUUCAUUUCAUCAUCCACUGACUGUAUAUUAUGUUAUUUUAGUAUACUCAGUGUCACUAGCACAUCAAUUAUAUGUAAGUUUAGUAUACUCUAUGUCACUAACACAUCAGUUGACUUUAUUUAUAUGUAAGUUUAGUACAGUCUAUGUCACUAUCAUAUCAGUUAAUUGUAUUAUAUAAAAGUAGCGAAUUGUGAAGAAAAAAUAAGUCUUUAUAAAAAGGGAAAAAACAUGAAAUGUGAGUACAAGGAAGAAGAAACUUUGGGAUAGUCGGGUGGGAUCAUGGCGUUGUUGGGACACUGAGUGUUAUCUGGAGACAUGUCAUUCACCGCCUAAUGUACAUUACCUCUGGCAAAGCAAUACAUCCAUGUCAUUCUGUUGUGCGUUGGUGAAGAAGAAAAGUGUACACAUGAGAGGAAGAUGUAUUCAUUGUAUGUAUUAAUAUAUGUGCCUUUAUGAAGAAGAAUGGGGAACACAUAAGAGGAAGAUGUAUUCAUUGUAUGUAGUCAUAUAUGUGCCUUUGUGACGAAGAAUGGGAAACACUUAAGAGGAAGAUGUAUUCAUUGUAUGUUGUCAUGUAAUUGCCUGGGUGAAUUCUUUGUAUGUAGUCAUAUAUGUGCCUGGGUGAAUUCUUUGUAUGUAGUCAUAAAUCUUAGUUCUUUGCUAUCCUGGCAGAGGGAGACCUCCAACAAGCAGCUUUGCAGCCCGACCCUGGGGGAGUGGUGUGGGGGGGGGGGGCAUGAGGAGCUUGGUACUAGCUCAACGGCCCGCUGACGCCAUUUCCUAAUGUACAUUUUCAUUUCAAAAUCUAAUAAAUAGUCUUUGAGAUUUUCUCUCCUUCUAUGCUCUUGCAUCUGAGGAGUUACCUUGUAUAUACCAAAUGUUUUUAAUAAAUUAUAUUUAUAUUAUUAUAAUUAUAGUUGUUUUUACAGAAUAACCCUACAGUGUUAAUAUAAUCAAACAAAUUUUUAGGCAAGUAAUUUUUAAUAAAAGCUCCAUGCAUAAAUGGUAACACUUGUCACAUUUUUAUUUAGAUUUAUUUUAAAAUGAUUUACAAAUAACUUUAAACAGCUUCCACUUUAUCAUUACCUCAAUAGCAAGGCAUCAACAGUAUACCAUCAGGGGACAGCACCCUCUCUAGGCACAAAAGCAAUAUGGAGGAAAACUUUCCCACACUGAAGAGCUACCUAUCAGAAAUAUGGGAUCAUGAAGAUGGGAAUCUGUCCCCGGAAGUCCAAGGAUGGUAAGUAUUUUUGUAGACUGCGCUCCUGACAUUUUAACAUACCCGAUGUCAUUAUUUUGCAGCACCUUCCAGUACAAAGGCAAUGAAAUGAUCUCCCUUAUCUUACCACCUCCACCCUCCCCCAGACAUUUUCCCUUUGAUUCUAUCAGUCUCCUCUCACACCUCCCAGUGGUACAAAGGCAAUGAAAUGAUCUCCCUUCAUCUUACCUCCCCCACCCUCCCCCCAGACAUUUUCCCCUUGAUUCUAUCAGUCUCCUCUCACACCUCUCAGUGGUACAAAGGCAAUGAAAUGAUCUCCCUUCAUCUUACCUCCCCCAGACAUUUUCCCCUUGAUUCUAUCAGUCUCCUCUCACACCUCCCAGUGGUACAAAGGCAAUGAAAUGAUCUCCCUUCAUCUUACCUCCCCCAGACAUUUUCCCCUUGAUUCUAUCAGUCUCCUCUCACACCUCCCAGUGGUACAAAGGCAAUGAAAUGAUCUCCCUUCAUCUUACCUCCCCCAGACAUUUUCCCCUUGAUUCUAUCAGUCUCCUCUCACACCUCCCAGUGGUACAAAGGCAAUGAAAUGAUCUCCCUUCAUCUUACCUCCCCCAGACAUUUUCCCCUUGAUUCUAUCAGUCUCCUCUCACACCUCCCAGUGGUACAAAGGCAAUGAAAUGAUCUCCCUUCAUCUUGCCUCCCCCACCCUACCCCCAGACAUUUUCCCCUUGAUUCUAUCAGUCUCCUCUCACACCUCUCAGUGGUACAAAGUCAAUGAAAUGAUCUCCCUUCAUCUUACCUCCCCCAGACAUUUUCCCCUUGAUUCUAUCAGUCUCCUCUCACACCUCCCAGUGGUACAAAGGCAAUGAAAUGAUCUCCCUUCAUCUUACCUCCCCCACCCUCCCCCCAGACAUUUUCCCCUUGAUUCUAUCAGACUCCUCUCACACCUCUCAGUGGUACAAAGGCAAUGAAAUGAUUUCUUUGUAUGUAGUCAUAUAUGUGCCUGGGUGAAUUCUUUGUAUGUAGUCAUAAAUCUUAGUUCUUUGCUACCCUGGCAGAGGGAGACCUCCAACAAGCAGCUUUGCAGCCCGACCCUGGGGGAGUGGUGUGGGGGGGGGGGCAUGAAGAGCUUGGUACUAGCUCAACGGCCCGCUGACGCCAUUUCCUAAUGUACAUUUUCAUUUCAAAAUCUAAUAAAUAGUCUUUGAGAUUUUCUCUCCUUCUAUGCUCUUGCAUCUGAGGAGUUACCUUGUAUAUACCAAAUGUUUUUAAUAAAUUAUAUUUAUAUUAUUAUAAUUAUAGUUGUUUUUACAGAAUAACCCUACAGUGUUAAUAUAAUCAAACAAAUUUUUAGGCAAGUAAUUUUUAAUAAAAGCUCCAUGCAUAAAUGGUAACACUUGUCACAUUUUUAUUUAGAUUUAUUUUAAAAUGAUUUACAAAUAACUUUAAACAGCUUCCACUUUAUCAUUACCUCAAUAGCAAGGCAUCAACAGUAUACCAUCAGGGGACAGCACCCUCUCUAGGCACAAAAGCAAUAUGGAGGAAAACUUUCCCACACUGAAGAGCUACCUAUCAGAAAUAUGGGAUCAUGAAGAUGGGAAUCUGUCCCCGGAAGUCCAAGGAUGGUAAGUAUUUUUGUAGACUGCGCUCCUGACAUUUUAACAUACCCGAUGUCAUUAUUUUGCAGCACCUUCCAGUACAAAGGCAAUGAAAUGAUCUCCCUUAUCUUACCACCUCCACCCUCCCCCAGACAUUUUCCCUUUGAUUCUAUCAGUCUCCUCUCACACCUCCCAGUGGUACAAAGGCAAUGAAAUGAUCUCCCUUCAUCUUACCUCCCCCACCCUCCCCCCAGACAUUUUCCCCUUGAUUCUAUCAGUCUCCUCUCACACCUCCCAGUGGUACAAAGGCAAUGAAAUGAUCUCCCUUCAUCUUACCUCCCCCCAGACAUUUUCCCCUUGAUUCUAUCAGACUCCUCUCACACCUCUCAGUGGUACAAAGGCAAUGAAAUGAUCUCCCUUCAUCUUACCUCCCCCACCCUCCCCCCAGACAUUUUCCCCUUGAUUCUAUCAGACUCCUCUCACACCUCUCAGUGGUACAAAGGCAAUGAAAUGACAGUGGUACAAAGGCAAUGAAAUGAUCUCCCUUCAUCUUACCUCCCCCACCCUCCCCCCAGACAUUUUCCCCUUGAUUCUAUCAGACUCCUCUCACACCUCUCAGUGGUACAAAGGCAAUGAAAUGAUCUCCCUUCAUAUUACCCUUCCCCAGAUAUUUUCCCCUUGAUUCUAUCAGUCUCCUCUUUCCAUGUUCUUUGCCAUUCCACACCCCUCUUAUCCCCUACUGACCCCUGGUCAGUGUCUGCCCUGUGAUGAUAUUUUUUUAUGUCGUUAUAUAAUAUUACAAUUAAUGAACUUUGAUUUCGGUUUUAUUUUAACUGUUAUUAUUAUAGCUGUGUGCACUUUGAUACAGCUCACGGCCAAAUUAAAUACACAGUGACAUGUGCUCACAUCAAUAAAUGAUUUUAAUGUUUAUGUGUUUUCAGGAUUUUGGAUCUGACGGACAACAUCAUUGAAGAGAUUCGCUCAAUGCCACGAUCUAUGACUGAGGAGCUGUUACCAAUCUCAAAACUAUUUCUUUAGCUAUUGAACAUGUUUUUUGUUGAAAUAAUAAAAUGAUAUUAACAUAUGCAGCUGAUGAAAUGUACAUAAACAAAUAUAAUUAUUGAAAUUGUCUUUUUUCUGCUUUUUUAAUAAAAAGUAUUUCAGAUGAAAAUAAGCUUUGAUGGAAAUUUGCAAAUGGCUUGCUUAAUAUUAUCAAUUAAAAGAAGUGUGAAUAUUUAUUUUAAAAAGUUAAUUGAGAAAAAGUUCAAGUAUAUUAUGUAGUGAUUUUUGUUAACUAUUUGUAAACAGUCAUUUCAUUCUAAAAUAAUUAUGAAUAGAAAGGAGAGAUCUUCCCUUGUUUUUUUCAAUUAAGAGAGUCCAAGCCAAGAAAUAUUCACAAAAGUGAAAGUCAGAAAGUGAAAACAACCUAAAUUACCUAAAGUAAGAGUCCAUUUCUUUUUAUUAUCCACUCACCUAUCUUAGUUCAUCUUAAACCUCUCUUCCAACCAUAACAGAUGUUCGACUCCAAAAAAUCAAAUGUUUUAGAUGUAUUUAUUUAGACGCCAAUGAUGUUCAAAGGUCAAACCCUGGUUGUUUAUAACAGAGUGAGAUGUCAUUGAGAUGUGCUCAUCAACCUGGCCCCAAUUUUUUUUUAUUUUGCACUUUUUAAAGAUUUCAGUUCAGACGCAAUGAUUUUUUGCCUCAUGGGCAAUUUUUGCUCAUAUUGCUUCUUGUAUUAUAGCAGAAUAUGUGAGUUACUAAGUAACAAGCUUGAGCUCUUAAUACAAGUUAAUAUGGACAUUUGUAAAUAGAUUAUUGUUGCGUAUUAUUUUAUCAUACAUUUUGUUUCCUGUUGUUAUUAUUAUUGCUAUUAAGAAAUUUACAUUGAUUGCCAUUCCUACUUUUUGAUACAUACAGUUUUAACACAAUUUACAUCAAUGAAAUAAAAAAAAAAGAUGAUCUGCUCCAGGGCUUGG
Molecule: messenger RNA, 8712 nt
Organism: Lymnaea stagnalis (great pond snail)
Lineage: Eukaryota; Metazoa; Mollusca; Gastropoda; Lymnaeidae
Source: the annotation of a GenBank genome assembly